AAGCAAAUCCAAAGCUGCCUCUGAGUGAAGCGCCCAGCGGGAAGAGAGGAGAGGGUGGCUGUGAUUGCGGGAGCCGCGAGCCGCAGGGAGGCUGGAGUUCUCCGCCGGCUGCCUCCCGCCCCGAGUGGCAACCCGCGCCGACGCUGACUGAACCGCCGCUGCUUUUUCUUUUGCAGGUUUACCCGGAGCCCCGCACCGAGAGUGAGUGCCUGAGCAAUAUCCGCGAGUUCCUUCGGGCUUGCGGCGCCACCCUCCGCCUGGAGACCUUUGACGCAAAUGAUCUUUAUCAAGGGCAAAACUUUAGCAAGGUCCUCAGCUCCUUAGUUGCUCUAAAUAAAGUAACAGCAGACAUUGGGCUAGGAAGUGACUCUGUGUGUGCAAGACCAUCGUCUCACCGGAUAAAGUCAUUCGAUUCCUUGGGAUCACAGUCUUUACAUAGCAGAACUUCAAAACUUUUUCAGGGCCAGUAUCGAAGUCUGGACAUGACCGAUAACAGCAACCAUCAGCUGGUAGUGCGAGCAAAAUUUAAUUUUCAACAGACCAAUGAAGAUGAGCUUUCCUUUACAAAAGGAGAUAUUAUUCAUGUAACAAGAGUGGAAGAAGGGGGCUGGUGGGAAGGAACUCACAAUGGCAAGACGGGUUGGUUUCCCAGCAAUUAUGUAAGAGAAGUAAAAUCAAAUGAAAAACCCGUCUCCCCCAAAUCAGGAACGCUGAAGAGUCCUCCAAAAGGAUUUGAUACAUCUGCUAUUAGCAAAAGCUAUUACAAUGUGGUGCUACAAAAUAUUUUAGAAACAGAAAAUGAAUACGCUAAAGAACUACAGACCAUGCUUUCUAACUACCUGAGGCCUUUACAAGCCAGUGAGAAGUUAAAUUCUACAGAUACUUCAUAUUUAAUGGGAAACCUAGAAGAAAUCAGUUCCUUUCAGCAAAUGCUUGUGCAGUCUUUAGAAGAAUGCACCAAGUUGCCUGAAGCUCAGCAGAGAGUCGGUGGUUGCUUUCUAAAUCUGAUGCCGCAGAUGAAAAAUUUAUAUCUUGUGUACUGUGCCAACCACCCAUCAGCAGUAACUGUUCUCACAGAACACAGUGAAGAGCUAGGAGAAUUCAUGGAAAUGAAAGGAGCCAACAGUCCUGGGAUACUUGUAUUGACCACGGGCCUGAGCAAACCGUUUAUGCGCCUGGAUAAAUAUCCCACCUUACUCAAAGAGCUUGAAAGACACAUGGAGGAUUACCAUCCGGAUCGGCCUGACAUUCAGAAGUCUAUGACAGCCUUCAAAAAUCUUUCUGCACAAUGUCAAGAAGUGCGAAAAAGAAAGGAACUUGAACUCCAGAUACUAACAGAAGCCAUCCGCUGCUGGGAAGGAGAGGACAUUAAGACACUGGGAACAGUUAUUUACAUGUCACAGGUCAUGAUACAGUGUGCUGGUAGUGAGGAAAAGAAUGAGCGAUACCUUCUUCUGUUUCCAAACACUUUGCUCAUGUUGUCUGCCAGCCCUAGAAUGAGUGGGUUUAUCUAUCAGGGGAAACUACCACUGACGGGGAUGACCAUCACAAAGCUAGAAGACAGUGAAAAUCACAGAAACGCAUUUGAAAUAUCAGGAAAUAUGAUUGAACGAAUAUUAGUAUCCUGUAACAACCAACAAGAUCUGCAUGAAUGGGUGGACCAUCUGCAGAAGCAAACCAAAGUAACAACUAUUGGGACUCCCACUAUUAAACCUCAUUCUGUGCCAUCUCACACGCUUCCUUCUCAUCCUGUAACACCGUCCAGCAAACACUCAGAUAGCAAGCAAAUACCGCUGACUCCAGUAUACCACACUCUUCCACACCCUUCACAUCACGGGACGCCUCACACCACUAUAAACUGGGGACCCCUGGAGCCUCCUAAAACCCCUAAGCCGUGGAGUUUGAGCUGUUUGCGACCGGCACCACCACUGCGGCCUUCGGCAGCGCUGUGUUACAAAGAGGAUCUCAGCAAAAGCCCUAAAACAAUGAAAAAAUUGCUGCCCAAGCGAAAACCUGAACGGAAACCAUCAGAAGAAGAGUUUGCACUGAGAAAAAGUACAGCUGCUUUAGAAGAAGAUGCUCAGAUUCUAAAAGUUAUUGAAGCUUAUUGCACAAGUGCCAAAACACGCCAAACGUUAAAUUCAAGCUCCCGUAAAGAAUCUGCUCCCCAAGUGCUGCUUCCAGAGGAAGAGAAAAUUAUUGUAGAAGAAACAAAAAGUAAUGGUCAAACUGUGAUAGAAGAAAAAAGUCUUGUGGACACAGUAUAUGCAUUAAAGGAUGAAGUACAGGAAUUAAGACAGGAUAACAAAAAGAUGAAGAAAUCAUUGGAAGAAGAACAAAGAGCUCGCAAGGAGCUUGAAAAGCUUGUCCGGAAAGUUCUAAAGAGCAUGAAUGAUCCUUCCUGGGAUGAAACUAAUUUAUAAUGAAUUUACCAUUUUUCUUUCUUUCUAUUGAAAGACCAGUUGUCAAAUCAAGCUGGGAAGCCUUCUGACAUUUAGUCAGUCCUGCAUAAAGAGCACUGCAAACCAAGAUUUAACUGGAUCCAAUGAUUUUCUUCUUCCUUACAAUGCAUAGUACGUCCAAUCCAUUCACUGAAGCUGUCUGUGCUUAAGUGUAGAUAGCAUGGGCCCUGAACUCUACUAGACUUAACUUGUUUGCAUUUAAAUUACCUCAUUCUGCAGCAAGUGCAACAGCUGGCUAAAGAAGUCCAUGUUUUUCAGCAGCUUUUUAAAUUAAAUAUAUCUUUUAUUCCCCUUGUAAAUAUCUGUAAUUUUGAAUGUGUGUAUGAUCAGUGUAUCAGAACUGAUACAGUGUUAAAACCUUUUUUCCCCGAGAUGCUGCAAACAGCAGACGUUACGGCCGUGGUUGCUCACCAAAACAAUAACAACAACAACAACAACAAACUGAAAAUCCUUUACUGUACCAAGAUAAAACUUGUUUCGAACUGUGUUCUAGACAUAUUAGGUGCAAGAUGCAAAAUGCAUUUUUUGUAAUGUCCACAGCAUAUUUCACAGUAUUCACUCAUCUGUUUUAAACGAUUAACCUAAAUGUUUAUGUCUGUUUAAACCUCCAGACAAUGGAAUGUGCUUUUUAGCAAUACAAAGAUGCAGUAAAUUCUUUGCUGGCACCACUUCCAUAGGAAAGCUAAUAAGAUCCGACACUGAUUUAGUUACAUUUCUUUCGGCAUGCCAAUAUGCAGAAUAGCCACAUAAAUGAUGUACGUGCUGUUUGUUUUUUUAAUUGUUAGUUAUUAGAUUACUUGUGUACUACAUUUUUAAAUGGUUGUGCUUAUACCUUAAUGUACAGCUGGCUGGUAUUUUAAUGGAACACUCGAGCACUGUUGGUUGAAACAAAAGUUCUUCUCUAGUUGGGGGGUCUUUUUUCUUGUGAAUAAAAUGUAUUAUUUAUUUUUAUUGUAACCAUAAGAGGGUCUUGGUUAACAUUUGCAUGUAGAACAUUUGGAAAACUCCAGAUCUGGAGACUGAAACCUGGGCUUCCACUAACGUGCAAGAAUAUCCCCCCCCCCAUCAUGUAAUAGUCCACUUAACCUUAGUCCCUUUAUGCGACAAAUUAAAAAAGGAUAGCAGUGCUUUAUGAGACAAAAAUCUGUUUAAUUUUCUUGUUUCCCAUAUAGAUAAGCUCCAAUUACUUUGGACAGUUGUGGUUCCCAUGUAAGUGUGUUGUGAUGAUAUUCUGCAUUGGAAAUUUGGAACUCCACACUAUGUGGCUUAGGCAGUAUUUUUAGAAGUUACCAUUAUGGUCAAAUACCGUGGCUUUUAGCCAAAACUGAAAGUCCCUGAAAGUGUUUGGCUUUUUGAAGGUGCAGUCCAUAGCGGGGCUCAUAUCCUUCUAAGCCCACUGAUGUCAGUGGAUUUAAAAGAGUGAAACUAAUUAGAAUUGCACUGCUGUGGUGCCUGAUUUCAUUAUUUUCAGUGAAUCCAAAUGCCAUUAAUGUUGAUUCCAGACUUCCCGCUGACUUUGGGCAGAGUCCUAGGGAAGAUCUGAGUCUCAGUGAGAAAAAUGAGGCUGCUGCUGGAAACAUCUCCAUGUUAAGUCUUCCCCUUUCAUAAUGGAGUGAUGAAAUUCACCCAGAGACCUGACAGCAUCCUUGUGUGUUACCUGUGGAGCGGGCAAAUACACAACGUUGUGACGUGGGGGUGGCUUUUGCUGCACAUUAUAGAAGAGGAGGAGAAAAAAUAUGGAGGUGCUGUUUGAAAGGGCGGACUCGUAUUUCUCAUAAUGUAUAGUUUCCAUCCCCAAAUGAUUAUAUUUGUCUCAUAUACUGUGUGUUGUAUAAAUGAUUCCUGUAUUAAACAGACGAAGCCUGUUCCUCCCUCCUGAAGCAAUAAGACUCAGCUAUUUAUUGUUUCCUGCUGGCAGCAGCCAGAAAC
Messenger RNA from Gekko japonicus, 4391 nucleotides. It is a transcript of the gene ARHGEF7, whose product is annotated as Rho guanine nucleotide exchange factor 7. The coding region runs from base 483 to 2423 and encodes 646 amino acids. Lineage: Eukaryota; Metazoa; Chordata; Lepidosauria; Squamata; Gekkonidae. The transcript has 20 exons. The record is from RefSeq and is a predicted model, not a curated record. Gene Ontology annotation, biological process: intracellular signal transduction. Gene Ontology annotation, molecular function: guanyl-nucleotide exchange factor activity; protein binding.